AUGCAUCUGAGCAGGUUUGGUCUGCUGUCCCUUGGGGUUGCGGCAGUCGAUGCCUUUAAGGACACAUCUCCAUUUUUCCUCGCUUCCACCUCGGAGGUCCUUGCGAACUCCGCUUACAUCAAGAGCGGCGCCUCCGUGCUUGAGGAGGUCUCCUCUUCUUUGAGCAGCUGCCCGUCCGAUUACUAUGUCGUUGUCUCCCAACCUGGAGUUCACAGCUCCGACUUCUCUACCCGCAAGUCUGCACCCCGCCUUGGCACGAAGAUGCUGGGCAAGGACAAGUCAAUCCGGUCGAAGAUGAGCGUCACUGAAGUCUCUGGCUUGGUGGAUGACAGGCAAAUCAAGAGGCUUUUGGAGGAUAAAUGCAAGGCACAGACUACCUCUAUCAAUGGUGCCUCCGGAUCAUACCCCUCCUCUUUUGAAUCGGGUCCUCGCAUCAUUGAUGUGCAAUUCCCUAUGCUCUCAUUGGGCUCAGACCGCGCAGACCAGCUCUCCGACAAUGAUGGCAUCCUUUCCGAUAUCAUUGAGCGUAUCCCCUCGUCCUCCAAGUACACCCUCCUUUACAUCACCUCACCUCGGGAGUUCCCUGAGACCGACUCUGUAGUCUAUGAUACUACCGAGGAAUACGGAGAUUCCAUACGGAUGGAGCUCAAGCGUGAUUAUUCUGCCCACACCUCCUCUAGUUCAUCAAACUCUACAGGUCGAACAGUAUCGCUGUUUGAUGAGUACCAAUACUUCACUCCUGGUAUCUUCAUGGGCCUUUUGGCUUCCUCAUUAUUCAUUGUGAUCUUAUAUAUUGGAAUUAGCGCUCUCAGCAGCCUCCAGGUUCCCUAUGCUGCUUUUGAGAAGGACACAUCUGCUGCCAUCCAGAAGAAGGCGCAAUUGGCAACUGCUUUGUCCACAAACCCUUGCUACGAUCUCCCGUCUACCCCAGGACAGCUGACCCGCAGUGGAGAACCGAUCCAGCAGUUCGAUUUUUCGGACUUGGCUACCAUGAGGUUCCUACCAUCAAGUCUCGAGAAGACUCGGUCGUCCUUCAUACUCCUCUUGUUUCUAGUCUUAGCAGCAGUUGCUCGAGUGUCGGCAGAACCUGCGGGGACGGAAACUACUGCAUCUACAUCUGACGCACAGACACAGACCACCGCCGAUCAGUCUGCCCCUAGCGGGACUGAAACUACCUCCACCUCAACUAAGACCACUUCUACCUCGACAUCAACAUCAGAGAGCACUACAUCCGAGUCCACUUCCACUACCACUGCGAUGGCUACGACAUCUACGACAUCGACGACCUCGUCGCUCACCUCAUCACUCACCUCAACCACAGAUGGAACCACCGCAACCACAGCGGUUUCCACAACAACGACAGCCUCAGCCUCAUCAACAACAACGAACACUAUCGCGACCAUUCCACCCACGGCUGGCGCACCGUAUAUGCAAACAGAGCACAUGCCGGAGGGGACAUUUUUCAUCAUCAUCGGUGCUAUUCUAGGGUGUAUCGGACUGGGCGUCCUGGCCUGGCGCGGAAUGGUCGCCUGGUCAGUCAACCGCUCUGUGCGCAACGCAGCAUUAGUGAGCACAGCGGAGUCGAAGCGCCUACUUCGUGGCAGCCGUAAGAAGCGGACUCCUGUUUAUUCGGCCGCUCCAAAAGAAGAUGUUUUGCUCGACAAAGUCGGCACAACAACGCGAACAAGCUAUAGGCCUUCUCCUCAGAGAGCAUCCACUAACAGCAGUCUCUUCUUUUCGCCCACUGCAGGAGGCCAUGGUGCAUCUCAUACCAAUCUCAACCGCAACUCGACCUAUCUCCCUGCGGGAUACUAUGCGGCUGCUGGAAAUUCUACCCCUGUCCGCGAUCCUGGCCUUUCGUCGCCAGUUUUCUCGUCUGGUUCUCCUGCGCUCACUCCUACUGGUACUUUUAAUUCGCAGCAUCCCCGUCAAUAUUAUGCCGGUGCCUCGACAAGUUCGUUGAAUCUCAAUCAGACCCCACAGGGUCGCGCCCCUAGCGCAUACUUAGAUGACUUGUUUGAGAACCACACUUCUCAGAACCGCACGUCUCCUCGGGAUCUAGACUCAGGUCACCGAUGA
Molecule: messenger RNA, 2079 nt
Organism: Penicillium taxi
Lineage: Eukaryota; Fungi; Ascomycota; Eurotiomycetes; Eurotiales; Aspergillaceae
Product: Ac45/VOA1 transmembrane domain-containing protein
Exons: 6
Coding region: 1-2079 (692 amino acids)
Biological process (GO): (1->6)-beta-D-glucan biosynthetic process; fungal-type cell wall biogenesis
Cellular component (GO): endoplasmic reticulum membrane
Source: RefSeq, a predicted model, not a curated record